AUGGAGGGCCAGACCUCUUCCAAUCCCGCCCCCGCUGGGAACUCCAGCGACUUUGUACGCAAAUUGUACAAAAUGCUGGAGGACCCGACCUACGCGUCGAUUGUACGCUGGGGUGAUGAAGGAGAUAGCUUCGUGGUCUUGGAGUGCGAGAAAUUCACCAAGACCAUCCUACCGAAGCAUUUCAAGCACAGCAACUUCGCCAGUUUUGUACGCCAACUGAACAAGUACGACUUCCACAAGGUUCGCCAAAACAAUGAGGAAAACGGCCAGUCGCCAUACGGGCAAAAUGCGUGGGAAUUCAAGCACCCAGAAUUCCGGGCGAACAGCAAAGAGUCCCUCGAUAACAUCCGCCGAAAAGCACCAGCCCCGCGAAAGCAAACUCAGAGCAACGAUGACUCGGUGCCCACCCAACAGAUCGACCUCCUCAACCAGCAGAUUGUCGCCCAACAGCAGCAGAUCCAGCACCUCUCCGAUCGCUACGCCCAACUCACGGUGGAUCAUCAACUUAUGCUGCAGGAAGUGAUGCGAGUACAAAAAACAGUCCUGAACCACGAAAAUGUCAUCCACCAGGUGAUGGCUCACCUACUCACGGUGGAUCGCCAGCGCCGCGACAGCAAGGCCGUGUCUUUCCAGGCCGGAACAACCAUGAGUCCGUCUCAGGUCGGAGCUGUGGACGACGAGCCAUCCUCACCACUUCAAAAUGCCUCGAAGCUGUUGAGCGACAUGAACGCCGAAAUGCAGCUCAACAUGAGCGGCGUCGACUCAAUGAACGAGGCCCCCAAAGCCGGGGUCGUUUCAACGACCGCAAUGGAUCCGAACUCGCGAAACGGUUCUAUUCGUCCGACAACUACUGCGCCUGCUAACCAAGCACUCGUUUACCCUAAAAUGGCCGGCGACCUGGAGCAAGUGGUCUACCCGGUCGGCGCCACCAACGGCAUCGAUCCCAUGUACAGCGAGCACAUCAACAAUGUUCCCUAUCCGAUGCCGGCUAAGCAGGAGAUUGAUACUUCAGAUGCUCGCCGACAGUUUGCUGAUAAUCGCAAGAAAAGCACAAAUGUUGACCCUGGUUGGGUUCGGAGCCCGCAGAUCCUCCUGGUUGAGGACGAUUCUACAUGCCGCCAGAUUGGUGGCAAAUUCCUAUAUUCUUUCAAUUGUGUCAUUGAUAGCGCGUUCGAUGGUCUGGAAGCUGUCAACAAAAUCCAGGGCGGCUCGAAGUACGAUCUUAUUCUGAUGGAUAUUAUUAUGCCCAACUUGGACGGCGUCUCGGCUUGCCAUCUUAUCCGCCAAUUUGAUCGCACUCCUAUCAUUGCCAUGACCUCCAACAUUCGAAGUGACGACAUCCAGCUCUACUUCCAGCAUGGAAUGGAUGACGUUCUUCCGAAACCCUUCACUCGCAAGAGUCUUCUUGAAAUGCUGGAGAGACACCUGGACCACCUCAAGACGACACCGCGCGGUCCAAUGGAGCAGGUACCACCAUCAGCCGCCGCAGUAACCAUGGCCGCAGCCCAAAACUCGGCCACUCAAUCAAUCAAGGAAGACAGCUCUCCAGGGCAGUCGCCUGCAGGCUCCAUGAGCAACUGGCAAUCCCCCGGCCAAUUUCAAAAUAUGCAAGCCGUCCCACAAAACAUGCCCGCAGUGCAGGGCGCAUACGUCACAGCACCCCAGACUGCAUACACCGUCGACCAAAACGGCAUCCAAUACCCAGCAGCACCAGUCGCCGUCCCUACAGCAGGCGCCCCCUCCCGCCCCCCUCAUCGUCGCCAAAUCUCAGACAUGUCCAGCGCAACAGAAAACCCCAACAUGCCCAAACGCCAGCGCAUGUACCCCCAACCUCAACCCAUGCUUGCCGUGCAAGCAGGUCGCCCUGGCUGA
Messenger RNA from Penicillium arizonense, 1872 nucleotides. RefSeq lists its product as uncharacterized. The transcript is spliced from 7 exons. The record is from RefSeq and is a predicted model, not a curated record. NCBI's taxonomy places the organism in Eukaryota, Fungi, Ascomycota, Eurotiomycetes, Eurotiales, Aspergillaceae. Bases 1 to 1872 code for a protein of 623 amino acids. Gene Ontology annotation, molecular function: phosphorelay response regulator activity; DNA-binding transcription factor activity; sequence-specific DNA binding. Gene Ontology annotation, biological process: regulation of DNA-templated transcription; phosphorelay signal transduction system.